UAAUAGACAUCGGGUCGGGUCUCGGGUCGUCCUCGAAUUCAAACCCUAACCCAUUCCUCUCAACAUUUUAGGACUCGAAUUCCCAAUUGGAACUCCCCAAACCCGAGCCCUCACUCUAAUUCAACACAAGGCGUCGUAAUCUGAACCAGGUGGAAAUUAGGGCUUUUUGAUUGUCAAUGUUGGUGAAUUUUGGUCAUUCUGUGAGUUUUGGAUUCAGUUGAGUAUCUCGAGGAUCCUGUUUUAGGGAUCCGGUGUAUGAUAUAUGUCGAAAAUGUCUUUGUGUUCGAAUGAAGAAUCAACUGAAGUUGGGAGUGUUAGUCCUCAAAAGGAUGUUUCUGCUAGUGAGAAGCUGAAUGAAGAUGAUGAGAGUGUUUUGAGGUGUGAGGAGGAAGAGGAUGAGGAUGAGGAGGAAGAUGUGGAUUUCAAUCCUUUUCUUAAAGGAGCUGUUUCUCCGGAGGCUUCUUCGAGUCUGAGCUCUGAGGUGGAAGGUAUAGAUGGUGAAGUUGAUGAUGUCAGUGGAAACCAUGGUGUUGAUUCGUUGAAUGUAGCUUUUGAGGGCGAGAUGCGUGUUGGGGAAGAUUCUGAGCAUGGGGAGGAAGAAAUGGUUAUGCAAGCUGGUGCCUCAUCUGAAGAUGUGUCGGAUAAUGAAUUGGGAAACUUUGAUUCUGGAAUUGAACAUGGGGAAGAAAAGGAUAACCGCUCUAGUAUGGGACCUGAUGUUAAUGAUGUUACUGAAGGUCAGUUGAGUAACAGAACGGACACCAGGACAUCCACAAUAGAUCUAGAUGAUGAGGGUGAAGAUGCUAUCUGUAAACGCACAAGAGCUCGCUAUUCCUUAGCCAGUUUUACACUUGAUGAACUUGAAACUUUUCUUCAAGAAACAGAUGAUGAUGACGACCUCCAAAAUGUUGAUGAUGAAGAAGAGUACAGAAAAUUUCUCACUGCAGUCUUACAGGGCGGAGAAGGUGAUGAUCAGUCGACGAAAGAAACUGAAAUUGCUGCCGAUGAUGAAGACGAGGAGAAUGAUGCAGACUUUGAGUUAGAACUAGAAGAGCUUCUUGAUAGUGAUAUCGAUGAAAAUACAAGGGAUAGAAAUACAGUGUAUGAGGGAGCUGGAAGGCGACCUAAGACCAGGCAGAAUAGAAGGUCCUCUGCUCGAUCUAAGAAGAAUUUAGGACAGACAAAGAGGUCAUUGCGUCCGCUCUUACCAGUUUUGCCAAAUGGACCAAUUCCCACUUUUUAUACUCAGGGCAUGAGAACUUCAAUACCUGGGACGGUUUCAAGCUGUUUGUCUUCUACAGUAGAUGAUCAUUUCAAAAGUGGAUUCACUGCUCACCAGAUUGGCCAGUUGCACCAUUUGAUCUAUGAACAUGUGCAGCUGCUUAUUCAAGUAUUUUCUCUGUGUGUACUUGAUAACUCCCGUCAACAUAUUGCCUCCCAGGUUCAGAGAUUGAUCUGUGAGAUGCUCCAGAAGCGCAAUGAAGUAUUGGCAUGGAAAACUGUACCAUAUCCUAAUAUUUGCUUUUGCUCAUCAACUGAAUCACCUCAAUCCCAUCUGGUGGGAACUUCACCGUCGUCCCUUACAUCUGAUGCACAUGCAGUGUCGUCUCCUUCCAGUAAUCAGAUUUUAGUUUCCUCAAAUGUUUCUCCUGUCUGGGUGCCUUCUAUAAGCGGUCCUGUGUUAUCUGUACUGGAUGUAGCUCCACUUAGUUUGAUUGGGAGAUACUUGAAUGAUAUUGAUACCGCUGUCCAGGGGAAUCGACGACGUUACAGAGAAGCUAUUUCUGAUAUUUGCCUUGAAAAAGAGCCUUUGUUUCCCCUUCCUAACUUCCCAUUAUAUGCUCAAGCCAACUGUGAAGGUGUAAGUGGGAUGGGUUCCUCUGCUGUCAAUGCGGUUCCACGUUCACCUAGUCAACAACCAAAGAAGUCACUGGCAGCAGCAAUUGUUGAACGUACCAAGAAGCAAUCAGUUGCUUUAGUCCCAAAGGAAAUUGCAAACUUGGCCCAGAGAUUCUAUCCUUUGUUCAACCCAGAAUUAUAUCCCCAUAAGCCACCCCCAGCAGCUGUCACAAAUCGGGUGCUUUUCACUGAUGCAGAAGAUGAGUUAUUGGCUUUGGGGGUAAUGGAAUAUAAUACUGAUUGGAAGGCAAUCCAGCAACGGUUUCUUCCUUGCAAAUCUAAGCACCAGAUAUUUGUCAGGCAGAAAAACCGUUGCUCAUCUAAGGCACCAGAAAAUUCCAUAAAGGCAGUUCGGAGGAUGAAAACCUCACCUUUGACUGCAGAAGAGAUAUCCUGUAUUCAAGAGGGACUCAAGGCUUACAAGUACGAUUUAAUGGCCGUAUGGAAAUUUGUUGUCCCACAUAGAGAUCCAUCCUUACUGCCCCGGCAAUGGCGCACCGCUCUUGGAACUCAAAAAUCAUAUAAGCUGGAUGAAGCUAAAAAGGAGAAGCGGCGAUUAUAUGAUUCAAAAAGAAGAGCAGAUAAAAAAGCAGAUAGGCCAAGUUGGCAAAGUUCAUCUGAGAAAGAGGACUGUCAGGCUGAAAAAUCUUGUGGAGAGAACAAUAGUGGAGAUGGUCCUAUGGAUAAUGCAGGUGAAACUUAUGUUCAUGAGGCCUUUUUAGCAGAUUGGAGACCGAGUACUUCCAGUGGAGAGAGAAACCCUCUCACUGGUAAUGGGCUUAAAGAACCUUGUCAACCCCAGACUGGUAAUAUGCACCAACUUGUAUCUGCCUCGAAGUAUCCCCAGAAUCCUUUAUCUCAUAUGACUGGCACAGGACAAUUUGCAUCGAGUGCUACAAAACCUUGUCAUCCUAUCUUGACAUCAAGCACCUCUGAAUCCCAGUUACGUUAUCCAACAUAUCAAGCUCAUAGAACUACUGGUGCCCACUUGGUUAAACUAGCACCAGACUUGCCCCCUGUGAAUCUUCCCCCAUCCGUUCGUGUUGUCUCACAAUCUGCUUUUAAAGGAUAUAUUCGCGGGGCAUCUUCCCAUGUUGCUGGUGCUGGUGGUAGUUUUGGUGCUGCAAAAGAGAAUGCAGUUUCUCAACUUUCUCAAGUUGGAAGGUCUGGAACCUUCAUCUCUGUAGCAGCUAGACAGAAUAACAGUCAGUAUUCGAAAGAAAGUGUUACAAACUUGCGCCCAGAAGGAUCUAAAUUAUUCAAGGAGAAGUGUGUACAGAAAGGAGGAGAUACUGGUUCUGAUCUUCAGAUGCACCCAUUGCUGUUCCAGCCCCCUGAGGAUGGACGUUUGCCAUAUUACCCAUUGAACUGCAGCACUAGUAAUUCUGGUGGUUCUUACAGUUUUCUAUCAGGACAGCCUCAGCUUCAUUUAACUCUUUCAUACGAUCCCCACCAAGAAAAUCAGGUUGAAGGCCUUGUCAAAUCAUUGAAAGAAAAAUCCAAUAUAGUAUCACGCAGGAUUGAUUUCCAUCCACUUAUGCAAAGAACUGAGAAUGUAAACAGCAUCGCAGUAACAACAUGCUCAACUGCACCCCAUUCUGUUGGUUCAGGGGCCAAGUACGAUCAACUUCAACAUCCUCUUCAUUCCUUUCGGACUGAGGUUCCAGAGGCGGCUACAGGCACUAAACCCAGUCCUGAUGAAGGAGGUACUGAACUUGACUUGGAGAUCCACCUAAGUUCUAUAUCCAGAAAGGAAAAAGAUUUAAAAAGUAGAGAAGUGAAUCAGCAUAAUUUGGUCAAAUCAAGAACUGAUCGUUGUACUGGAACUACUACGGUAGCUCCAAGUGCUAACGCUCCAUUUAUUAACCAUGCUGAAAAUUCUUCUGCAAAUCGUAGCAUUUCUGGCGGUAACACAUCGAUUAUUCCAAGUAAGAACAUGAGUAGAUAUGACCAAUCUGUAAUGGGUGACGAGUCUCAACCUGAUAUUGAGAUGGAACAGGAAGAGUUAAGCGACUCUGCUGAAGAAAGUGAAGAAAAUGUUGAGUUUGAGUGUGAGGAGAUGGCAGAUUCUGAAGGAGAGGAAGAUGGAUCAUCAUGUGAACAAAUCUCUGAGAUGCUAAACAAGGAUGUUACAAGUUUCACAAAGAAAAAACCUGCAACAGUCGAGCGUGAUGACAACAUAUACAUUCGUAGGAUUCCUUCCUUAGAGUUGGGUUUAUCAAAUCAAGGAAUGGAUGAGGCUAGUAACUCCUCAUGGUUGAGUUUGGAUACUUAUUCAGCAGAUCGUGAGGGGAGCAUGACUACAGAAGGUCUUGUUGUUAGAGAGUUGGCGUCACCCCCUCCGAGCAAAUUCUGUAAGAAAGUGAGACUGAGAACAAGAGCUAAUUCACAGAAACAAGUGGUGGACAUAGCGCAACAACUGAGCUUAGGUCCUCUAGCACUCCCCCCUGUGAAAAAACCACGGAAGCGGGUAUGCAGACCCAACUUGAACAUAGGCUUGACUGUAGAAAACUCCAGCAGUGAUAACUGAUAACUAACUUUACAGUUUUCAUUUGUUUUUCGCUUAGUCGAUUUGUAUAGGAUAUAGAUCAACCAUUAGUUCUUGGAUUCUCUAACUCACUUUAGCCACUGGUGUCGUAGCCAAGAAACCAAAGACCUGAGGGUCGGUUUUUGUAGAUGUAGUAAUCAUGUACAUACUAUACCCAACUGCACCAUGGUUUCUUCCUAGUCUACAGAAGGCUUGCCUUGUUAUAU
This is a messenger RNA of Argentina anserina (silverweed cinquefoil), 4653 nucleotides long. RefSeq lists its product as uncharacterized. Gene Ontology annotation, biological process: proton motive force-driven ATP synthesis. The coding region runs from base 263 to 4429 and encodes 1388 amino acids. The record is from RefSeq and is a predicted model, not a curated record. Gene Ontology annotation, cellular component: chloroplast thylakoid membrane. Gene Ontology annotation, molecular function: proton-transporting ATP synthase activity, rotational mechanism. Lineage: Eukaryota; Viridiplantae; Streptophyta; Magnoliopsida; Rosales; Rosaceae. The transcript is spliced from 9 exons.